CAGUGAUCCAAGCGCUGGAACUCAAAACGAGUCCAGAGGGCGUCCGCGAUAUGCCGCAGCCACGCUAUGCCGCGAUGGCGCGAUGGCAGACUUAGUCGUUCCGUCGUUCCAAAGCACAACGAGGUCUUCUUGGCGAAUGACGACAGCUCCACAAGGCGAAUCUCUCCGUGUCGACAAAGCUCGCGGCGAAGCGCUCACCCAUUUAUUUAGCCAUUCGGGCAAAUGGAUAGACACCACUGCUUUCCAAGUUUGGCACUGCCGUUUGAAGUGCUCCAGCCACAAAGUCUUGCAGGAUAGUCUUGUCUCUUCUUUGUCGAUUGCGGACCGGCGAUGGACAGACAUGACAAUGGAGACAGCCUGUCGUGGCAUUACCUAG
Molecule: messenger RNA, 376 nt
Organism: Cladocopium goreaui
Lineage: Eukaryota; Dinophyceae; Suessiales; Symbiodiniaceae
Source: the annotation of a GenBank genome assembly